UAACAACUUCAUGCACUAGUAAAUCUAGAGGGGAUAUAGGCAUAAAAAAUCUCAAAAAAUUUAAUAUGUCAUUGUUGGGAAAGUGGUGGGAUAAACUAGCAAAUGGGGGGGAUAGUUUGUGGAAGAGGGUCAUUAGGGAGAAGUACGGCAAUGCUGGUGGAGACUGGAUUAAUUGGAUGAAGGAGGGGAAGGGAUUUGGCUCAAUUUGGUGGAGGGAUGUAUGUAGAUUGAAUGGAUUAGAAAUAGAUAGAACUGGUUGGCUAGAAGAUGGGAUUAGAUGUGAAUUAGACAAGGGGAAUCAAGUGCAAUUCUGGACUGAUAAAUGGCUGGGACAAGAAUCUCUUGCUGACAAAUAUCCUAGACUUUUUAUGUUAUCAACAGGCAAAGAAGCUAGAGUUUGUCAAAUGGGCACGUGGAUGGAAGACUCUUGGUCUUGGAGAUUCAAUUGGAGACGCAAUUUGCUGUCGUGGGAGUUAGAACAAAAGCAAGAACUAGAGUCAACAUUGUUGUCCGUUUCAGUUGUACAAGGAAAGACAGACACUUGGGUGUGGAGCCGCAGCAGUGAAGGCAAAUACUCAGUGAAGUCAGGGUACUUGGCUUUAGAUACAACAACACCAAUGGAGGACAGUUUCUUCAAGUUAUUGUGGAACUCCAAUGCGCCAUGUAAACUAAAGCUUUCCUUUGGCAAUUAUAUCUCGACAGGAUUCCAACUAGACUAAACCUAUGGAAAAGAGGGAUUUUGGAAAACAUAGGGCAGUGUACUUGCGAGAUUUGUGGAUUGAAUGUGGAAAGCUCUAGUCAUUUAUUCUUACAUUGUGACAUAAUAUAUGAGAUGUGGAUGA
Messenger RNA from Rubroshorea leprosula, 842 nucleotides. Lineage: Eukaryota; Viridiplantae; Streptophyta; Magnoliopsida; Malvales; Dipterocarpaceae. The record is from the annotation of a GenBank genome assembly.